Sycon ciliatum is the source of this 6557-nucleotide messenger RNA. RefSeq lists its product as uncharacterized. Gene Ontology annotation, biological process: cell-matrix adhesion; animal organ morphogenesis; tissue development. The coding region runs from base 1 to 6393 and encodes 2130 amino acids. The transcript is spliced from 17 exons. NCBI's taxonomy places the organism in Eukaryota, Metazoa, Porifera, Calcarea, Leucosolenida, Sycettidae. The record is from RefSeq and is a predicted model, not a curated record. Gene Ontology annotation, molecular function: zinc ion binding; calcium ion binding.
AUGUCAAUCGCAUUCAUAUCUCAGUCAAGUGCCCCAGAGAUCAUCCCAGGCACCGCGGCGCCCAGUAUGUCACGCGGGAAAACAGCACCGUAUUUUCGCGCAACGUUUUCUGUUGACUUUGACCAGCAGAUCCUCAGGCCGUUGCAAGGUAGCAAGGCUGUCAUUCGCAUCAACGAGGUGAAGAAUGGCACAGUGGUAAGACCCGCUGUGUUCUCCCUUAGUCCACACGACGCCAUCCUGAAACAGCACCCGAUUUAUCUAAACCACUAUCAGCUUAUAUUCUACGUCACAACGAAGCUCAAGAUUGAUGCAACAUAUUCCAUUACCAUGGACAAUGGUUUCGUGGUAGGGCAGCAAAGCUGCACAGGCGGAGGAGCGCCGUUUUUCGGUAUCCAGGACCCGAAUAGAUGGCAAUUUGUUGCCGACCACACAGUUGGAAACAUAUCCGAUUGCGGACGAAACUCCUCACAAUUCUUUACAUAUGGCACAAGGGUGAAUGACACACAGCUUUUGCUUGGCAAUGGAACAUCAUGCGUCACAAGGCAACUGGCAAACUCGGCAAAUGGAUUUCCGAUCAAUGACACCCAGCAUAACAAAGUGACAAUCUGUGAGAAUGGACUGAUCAUGCUGGAUCAAGACCAACCAAUCCGCCAUCCCCAGCUGUUCCCAGGAAACUGGACCACACAGCCAACAAUUCUGGCACCCUACUGGUGCUUGGCUGACAACUCGUACUCCAAGAAUCUUCCAGAUGGUCUCAGAUCUCAUGUCUGGUAUCAUUUCUACGACAGGCAGGUGUCCUCGGAGAAGGCAAUGCUGGAGGAAAUAGAGAGCUUGAUCCUUGCUAAAGAGAGGAAUACUGACAAAUCAUUCUACUUCACCGCAACAUGGGCAGCAAUUGUAACAUGGGAGAGAAUCACGCCCUACCCAAGCCGCUACAAGUACCAACUGCAUAACACAUUUCAAGCUGUCAUGGCAACAGACGGCCUGCGAUCCUACACCACGUUCGCCUACGAUGUCAACUCCAUCCAGUGGUCGAUCCCAGUGCUGCGUAACCCACGGGUCACGUACGGUCAUUCCGUAAUGGGCUAUUCAACGCCGGAGCAAUAUUACAAUGACAGGCGGUCAGGCACCUUCAGAAUCAGCGGCAUCGAUGAUCAAGUGGACUCCGCCAACCAAUACCUCUUCCAGCAAGCGUGCACUGAAGGAGCCAUGUAUAUCUUCAGGCUAUACAAAGGUGUCAUUGAUGGUCCAAGGGCAAAGUGCCUUCGGUGGUACGCAUCUCAACCAGACCCAAGGACAUGGAUGAAAUACUUCAAUGCUUGUCCACAGAUCCUUGCGCAAGCUCAAGCCGACUCCCGAUUUCAACUUAUUCGGAAACUUUCCCCGCGGACGUGCUUCCAGAAUUCUGUCCCAUCCAUCACCGGUUCAUCUCAGGAGUGCUGUUAUCGAACACUGCCCUUGGGAUACGGGGCAUUCCUUGAAGGUCCACCUGAUGGUGGUAACUCAGUACGCUUCUCUUGGCUGAGCUUUGAGCCGACUACAGUCAGCUACGAGGAGACCCUGCCACGGCAAUGGUGCUGUGAGGACUCAGCUCUUUGUCACCUGUACUGGGAGAAACGACCUAGUCAGUCUAGCAUCGCCUAUUCCAGGCAGAGUCUUGGAACUGUUGCUCUUCCGAUCAUCCGCACUAUACCCGGAGGACAGUAUACAAUGUUUCAAAGAGGCAACUUCCUACUGGUGGAUAGUCCUGGUUAUUUCCGGUGUGAAAUUGUGAUUUCAAAGACCAGUGGGGACGGGCCUCAACAGGUCACCAGCAUUGGCAUGCAGGGAAACAGCACUGACCAGUGUGUAGCCGGUGUGUCUGCUGAGGGUGCACUUUCCUUCACUGUUAAUGGUCAACCGUUGAGUAACAAAGUGUUCAAAGUGUUCAGUGACGACGGUGUCAGCAUCACGUACGAGUGUCUGCAGUGGAAUCGAAACUGCACCAGGGUUCCGAGCAACAGUACGACCGCUCCGCGGCCGACACCGAUUGGCAUCAGCGCUCAUAACGGCUUCAGCGUCAUCGUGCACAAUCGCACUCACGGCAGCGUGGUGUUUGAAAGUGGCUUCUCGGUCGACCUUGUCCUCUUUCCGCACAGGAGAACCAUUGCUGUCACCGUCGGCUGUCCACAGAGCCUUCUGAAUAGCAGCCGAGGUCUCUUAUUCAUAGAUGGACCGUCUCUACUGCCAAUACAGGGCGAUGCAAUUAAUAGAUGGAAAUUGAACUGCAGUGCACUACAAUUAGCCAAGGAUCCACGCUGUGCAUCAAAUGGUACCAGUACCAUGUCACCCACCACAACGAGCAGUCCAACAACCCUGCCACCUGAGUAUUAUGAUGACUUCUGGCCGCAAGUGAACGAAACAUGCAAGUCAUGCAAGAUCAACAACGCUCUGUGCCACCUUGUGGCAAAUAUCACCAAAGAUCUCAACUAUACCAAAGAGCUGAUGCGCAUCAUAGGGUGCGGUGAAGUUGUCAAUCCAAUCCGGGUGAAUACAACAUCUCCUGUGUUUAUAUCCUCGGGAGGCCUAUUGACAGUGGACCUCUCCAAUGUCACACUGGAUAAAAGCUCAUAUCGGGUUGAGCGAAUACCAGCCAAGAACUCUUCGUUCUCAGAUGAGCGAACAAGCACCCGGCCUGACAUCUUUGUUCUGGCAGUGGACUUCAAUAUGAAAGCCACCAAUCUACAGUUCCUGAUUAUUUCUCCAGAAACCUCCGCCACCGUGCUCAUUCGUCCAAUUGUCUACAUUCGCAACUGCAACAACGGGGGAAACGUCUCCCAUGCCACAUUCUCCUCGCGCAGUUCAGAGCGGACGCGCAUCCAUGCAUGCGAGUGCCCUCCUGCAUACGCUGGUGAAUUCUGCGAGGAUGAUCGGGACGGGUGUAAGGCGGCGUAUCAACCCUGCUCCGACGGCGUGGACUGUUUCGACAAGCCUGCGCCGGAUACUGGCUACCUGUGUGGCGCCUGUCCUCCUGGUUUUACUGGAGUCGGAAAGAGCUGCCUAGAUCUUGAUGAGUGCAGGAACCGGUCAUCUUCACCAUGUCAGCAGGUCUGUGCCAACACACAGGGCAACUAUACAUGCGCAUGCAACGCUGGCUUUGCUCUGAAUCCUGAUGACAAGACGUGUUCUGAUCUCAACGAGUGCACUCUCAAUACUGAUGACUGCGAGAAAUUCUGCAACAACACGCAAGGAUCAUAUCAAUGUUAUUGUGAUGUGGGCUUUGCUCUCAACGGAAGCAGCCGUUGCUCGCCCAUUCGGCCCUGCAAGGAUAACGGUGGCUGUGAACAGCUCUGUGUGCAGGAUCUAACCACACACACUGCUAUUUGCAGUUGUCAAAGGGGCUACACGUUGGAUACUGUCAUGCAUGGCAAAUGCAAUGAUAUUGACGAAUGCCACGGUGCAUCGGCAUGUUCGGAUAUAUGCCAGAAUACCAAUGGUUCUUUUCUGUGCCACUGCUCAUCCGGAUACUCCCUUGCAACCGACAAAGUAACAUGUGAAGAUAUUGAUGAAUGUGCAGGGUCGGUUGACUUAUGUCCACAAGACACAAUGCACUGUAGCAAUACGAGAGGGUCGUAUGCGUGCCUGUGUAAUAUUGGAUACCAGAAAAACAAUGUUACGGCUAAAUGUGAAGUUAUAUCAUGUGGAGCGCCUGUCGUCCCUGCCAAUGGUGGCAUUACCAGCAUAGGCUCCGAUUGGCAUUACGGACAGACAGUUACCUAUUUCUGUAAUAUUGGCCACUCACUGAUUGGCGCUAAGAGAACACAUUGCCUUGAAAGCGGCAAAUGGUCGCAACCUGUUCCAACUUGUCAGAUCAUCAACUGUCCUGCACUGCCAUUGGCUCCGCACCUGAAAUCAUCAUCAAAUGAAACAAAAUACGGCAGCAUUUGGAAGAUGUACUGUUCUCAGGGGUAUACUUUGCAAGGCAAUUCCCAACUGAAAUGCUUGUCAACGGGAACGUGGAGUGCAGUGCUACCAGUGUGCAAUAUCGUGCAUUGUUCAGUGCCGGAGGUGGGAAACGGAACCCUCUUGUCGAAUACCACCUCGUUUGGCAGUGCCAUCCAGGUGCGGUGCAAUGAUGGCUACAAACAGUAUGGAGCAGGGCACACACUCCUGACCUGCCUCCACACUGGGCUGUGGAAUGGCUCGUUCAUAGAGUGCAAAGAGUGUGCUUGCAAUGUUCUUGGAUCUAGGAAUGGUACAUGCGACAAGCUGUCAGGGCAAUGUCCCUGCAAGACACUGACCACGGGAUUGGUGUGUAGUGAGUGCGUAUCUGGGACUCACUAUUUAAGCGCGGACAACCAAGAUGCGGGUUGCCGGCAAUGCAAUUGCUCUGGCCGCUCGGCCAUCUGCACGACUGCCAUGGUCGGGCCUGGCGUCACGGCAAGCUCGUCAAACUGCUCGUGCCCAGCGGAGUACACUGGCCUGAACUGUGAACACUGCUCGGCUGGUUACACAUCGACGCCAGGACCAGGCGCGGCCGCGUUGCAUCACCAAUGUGUUGCCUGCCGGUGUAACAAUCACUCUAAUUCAUGCAACAGGGACACAGGUGUAUGCACCACGUGUAGGCACAACACAGCAGGAGAGCACUGUGACCGCUGCGGCGAUGGAUUCUACGGAACCGCCGUGGGCCAGGCUGGCUGCACGACAUGCCAUUGUCACCAGGAUGGCAGUGUGAACAACAACUGCAACCAUACCACUGGUCACUGUCUUUGCCGGGCGAAUAUUCUCGGCAGGGAUUGCGAUCAAUGUCAGGACAGGCUCUAUGGCUUUCCCUCCUGCAAUGCGUGUGCUUGCAACACUCUCGGGAGUGUUAAUACGUCUUGCAAUGUAACCAGUGGACAAUGCUCAUGCGGCAUCAAUGUAGAAGGUCGUCAGUGUGACAAAUGUCAAGCGAAUCACUACAACUUUCCAUCCUGUUCAAAUUGCAACUGUAAUUCCAUUGGCACACAACAAGGUGCUCAAUGUAAUACGAAAAGUGGGCAAUGCGUGUGUUUACCGAAUGUAAUGGGCAGACAAUGUGACCAAUGUGUGAGUGGAUACUACACCAUCACCUCUGAAGUAGAAUGUGAUCGUUGCGCAGUGCAUUAUUACUCCUUUCCAACAUGUAGACCAUGCAACUGUGAUGCUGUGGGAACUGAACAAGGUACACAAUGUGAUGCUCUCACUGGUGCUUGUGUUUGCUUACCUGGUGUAACCGGACGACAAUGUGAUCAAUGUACAAGUUUAUACUAUGGAUUUGCUUCUGGCACGGGCUGCACUCAAUGUGGCUGCAAUACUCUAGGGAGUAUGGAUCCUUCUUGCAACGUCACCAAUGGACAAUGCCCAUGCGGUGCCAAUGUAGAAGGUCGUCAGUGUGACAAAUGUCAAGCAAAUCACUACAACUUUCCAUCCUGUUCAAAUUGCUACUGUAAUUCCAUUGGAACACAACAAGGUGCUCAAUGUAAUACGAAAAGUGGGCAAUGCGUGUGUUUACCAAAUGUAAUGGGCAGACAAUGUGAUCAAUGCAUCAGUGAACACUAUGGGAUCUCGACUGGAACUGGCUGUACUGUAUGUGGGUGCACAGAAAAAGGCUCUACAAGCCUGGAGUGCAAUCAAACAAGCGGGCAUUGCACGUGCUUGGAACGCAUCGUUGGCAGAACAUGCGACCAGUGCGAACACAAUCACUUUGGCUACCCCCUGUGCGGUCAGUGCGACUGCGAUCCGCUUGGUUCACUUUCCGGCAGUGUGUGCAACACGGUGAAUGGCAAGUGCGCCUGCAAACCAUUUGCAACUGGCGUCAGAUGUGACCAAUGUGCACCUGGUUUCUACCAUCAGGAGAAAGGAGGCAGUCUUUCCUGUGCCGAGUGUGCGUGUAAUCUGAGCGGCACGGUGACCAACACAACAUGCAGCACACAAAGCGGACAGUGCCAAUGCUUGACGAACGUUACUGGCCGCCAGUGUGGCGAAUGUGCAGCAUUUCACUAUGGCCUGCAGAGCGGCAAGGGCUGCGAGGUGUGUCCGUGCCUAGCUGCCGGUAGCAGCCAGUGCCACGAUAAUUAUCCAGACUUUGAGUGCCAGUGCAAGGCGGGGUACAAGGGAGCACUGUGUGAUGAGUGCAUGCCAGACUACUAUUACGUCACCCAGCUGGAUGAGUCCUGUGAGAGUCCACCGUGCUCAGCACGCCUUGUCUGCCAAGGCUGUGGUUGCUUUGCAAUCAAUUCAACAUUCGUGAAUAACAUCGGUAAACUCGAACUGUGCAAUGAAGAUGGACAGUGCAUGUGCAAUAGCCGCUCAACUGGACUGAAAUGUGACAUUUGCAAUCACGGCUAUCAUAUGACGAACACUUCUGGGUGUGAAGGAAGUAUGUGUACGUAGAAAUGCAUAUUCCCUUGCAUGCAUAAUAAUGGGAUUGUGUGUUGUGGGAUUUCGUGCUGUGACCGCAACAAGAAAAAGACGGCAAAGCACAGAGGUGGUUGGAUGAGACAUUUCCGGGUCUGGGGCCUUUUGUGAAGUGGACCAUGUCGUACUCCGAGUUUGCU